Messenger RNA from Diachasma alloeum, 417 nucleotides. RefSeq lists its product as uncharacterized. Bases 1 to 417 code for a protein of 138 amino acids. Lineage: Eukaryota; Metazoa; Arthropoda; Insecta; Hymenoptera; Braconidae. The transcript is spliced from 2 exons. The record is from RefSeq and is a predicted model, not a curated record.
AUGGAGGAGAAGAAGAGUAGGAAAGGAAAUUCUCCAGGGCGAAUGGACAAGGUAGAGAGCGCGGGUAAAGAGAGGAAGAACGAAGCAGGGGAUGUUAGGAAGAGAUUAGUGGAGUUAGAAGGGAAGCACCCGAGCAUCAAGUUCACCAUGGAAAUUGAGCAGAACGGAUGCCUCCCAUUUCUGGAUGUCUUGGUUCGUCGCAAUAAGGAUGGCACUAUGGGUCAUCAUGUAUAUCGCAAGCCGACCCACACAGAAAGGUACCUCGAUGCCGCCUCCCAUCACCACCCCUCCCAGAAGAACUCUGUCAUUAGUUCCCUAAUGUACAGAGCUCGUACAAUCUCCCAACCGUCCAAAGUCAACAGCGAAGUUGAACAUCUAGAGACAGCUCUGACCAAGAAUGGAUAUAUCAUCCAAUAA